GACCAUAAUCAUUCAUACACUCUCACAGUUGGUCCAUUACACUUUUUUCUAUAAUAAAUCUUCUCUCUCUCUCUCUCUCUUCAGGUGAGACCAAACCAAUUAACAUCUUUAAAGCCUAAAAUAAGUGGCUAAGAGGAAGAAGAGAGAUAAAGAAGAAAAGAGCAACCAAAGAUAAGGAUGAAAAUGGCAGCUGAUUUUGCAAGUCCAAAGCUGAAGCUUCUGCUCCCCAUCUUCUGUUUCUUCACCUUCUUUUCUUUUGCUGUCUCUGGACUUGCAGCUAACACCACCGCUAAGCUUCACCCAGCAGAAGUGAAGGCAUUGAAAGAGAUAGGGAGAAAACUGGGGAAGAAAGAUUGGGAUUUUGGAAUGGAUCCAUGCAGUGGAAAAGGGAAUUGGAGUGUUUUGGAUGAAAAGAAAGGGUUUGAAAGCACUGUCACUUGUAAUUGCAGCUUCAAUCACAACUCCACUUGCCAUGUAGUAAGCAUUGCCUUAAAGGCUCAGAAUCUAUCUGGAAUCGUUCCACCAGAAUUUUCAAAGCUUGGCUACCUUGAACUACUGGACCUCAGUCGCAACUGCCUCACUGGUUCUAUACCUAUCCAAUGGGCUACCAUGCGCUUAGUCGAUCUCUCUUUUAUGGGGAAUCGAUUGUCUGGUUCAUUUCCAAAAGUUCUCACCAAUAUCACCACCCUCAAGAACCUGAGCAUUGAGGGAAAUAAAUUUUCAGGAUCCAUUCCACCAGAAAUUGGAAAAUUGAUAAAGUUACAGAAAAUUAUCAUUUCAUCAAAUGCAUUCACAGGAAAAUUACCCUCAGAGCUUACCAAGUUGGUCAACUUGACUGAUUUGAGAAUAAGUGAUAAUAAUUUCUCAGGAAAGAUACCUGGUUUCAUCAGCAAAUUGACACAGAUUCAGAAACUGCACAUACAGGGUUGCUCACUUGAGGGGCCUAUACCUUCUACCAUUUCUGUGUUGACAAGCCUAAUCGAUCUGCGGAUUAGUGAUCUGAAAGGAAAAGGUUCAACAUUCCCACCUUUGAGUGAUAUGGAAUCGAUCAAGACACUGAUACUAAGGAAUUGCAUGCUAUCUGGAGAGAUCCCAGAAUUUAUUGGGAACAUGAAAAAACUAAAAAAUCUAGAUCUCAGCUUCAAUAACCUGACUGGAGGAAUUCCUACAUCAUUUUCCCAAUUGGCGAAAGUAGAUUUUAUGUACUUGACAGGAAACAAGCUCACUAGAUCUAUACCUGAAUGGGUCCUUGAAAGGAACAAGAAUGUGGAUUUUUCUGAUAACAACUUCACGUGGGGAAGCUCAAGUCCAAUUGAAUGUCCUGGAGGGAGUGUGAACUUAGUGGAGAGUUACUCUUCAUCAGCAAACAAAUUAAGUAAAGUCCAUUCAUGCCUGAAACAGGACUUUCCUUGUUCUUCUUCAAGUAAACAUUACUCCUUGCAUAUUAAUUGUGGUGGUAAAGAGGUAAUUGCCGGUGAUAACACCACAUUCCAAGCUGAUUUAGAAGCAAGAGGUGCUUCUCUGUUUUACUCUCAUCAGUCUUGGGCAUUUAGCAGCACUGGAAACUUCAUGGACAAUGACAGAGAUGCUGAUUCCUAUGUUCAGACCAAUAAUUCUGCUAUAUCCAAUGCCUCUGCUCUAGAUGCACAACUGUACACCACAGCGCGCGUUUCUCCUCUCUCUCUCACUUACUAUGGACUUUGCCUUAUGAAUGGGAAUUAUACUGUAAAGCUCCACUUUGCAGAGAUUGUUUUCACAAAUGACACUUCAUUUUAUAGUCUUGGGAAGCGUUUAUUUGAUGUUUAUAUCCAGGGAAAGUUGGUUCUGAAAGAUUUUAACAUCGCAGAAGAGGCUGGUGACGUUGGUAGGCCAAUUGUAAAGAGAUUUACUGUGGCUGUAACAAGCCACACGUUAAAGAUUCACUUUUAUUGGGCUGGAAGAGGGACAACAGGCAUACCAGUUAGAGGAGUUUAUGGCCCUCUUAUAUCAGCUAUAUCAGUUGAUCCAAACUUCAAACCACCUUCAGAUAACAAAAAGGAAGUCAUCAUAGUGACUGGCACUGUGGCUGCAACAUUGUUUCUUAUCCUUCUGUUCCUGGGUAUCAUGUGGAGGAAAGGCUGUCUGGGAGGCAAAGUGUCUGCAGAUAAAGAGCUGAGAGGUCUAGAUCUGCAAACAGGAAUAUUCACACUAAAACAAAUAAAAGCUUCCACUAAGAACUUUGAUGCGGAAAACAAAAUUGGAGAGGGUGGUUUUGGCUCGGUUUACAAGGGUCUACUAGCCGAUGGAACUGUAAUUGCAGUAAAGCAGCUCUCCUCAAAGUCUAAGCAAGGUAACCGUGAAUUUGUGAAUGAAAUAGGCAUGAUAUCUGCUCUGCAACAUCCCAAUCUUGUAAAACUAUAUGGAUGCUGUGUUGAGGGAAACCAGUUGAUGCUCAUAUAUGAGUACAUGGAAAAUAACUGCCUAUCUCGUGCUCUUUUUGGGAAGCAUUCAACAAGCAGGCUAAAACUGGACUGGCCUACCAGGAAAAAAAUUUGUCUAGGUGUAGCUAGAGGUUUGUCAUACCUUCAUGAAGAGUCAAGAAUAAAAAUUGUGCACAGGGAUAUCAAGGCAAGCAAUGUGUUGCUUGAUAAGGAUCUGAAUGCCAAAAUUUCAGAUUUUGGUUUGGCUAAGCUAAAUGAAGAUGACAAUACCCAUAUCAGCACCCGGGUUGCUGGAACUAUUGGCUAUAUGGCUCCAGAGUAUGCAAUGCGUGGUUACUUAACUAACAAAGCAGAUGUUUAUAGCUUUGGAGUUGUUGCAUUGGAAAUUGUUAGUGGAAAGAGCAACACAAAUUACAGGCCAAAGGAGGAAUUUGUUUACCUUCUUGAUUGGGCUUAUGUUUUGCAAGAGAGAGGAAGUAUGCUGGAACUGGUUGAUCCAGAGUUGGGGUCAGCCUAUUCAUCAGAGGAAGCAAUGUUGAUGCUAAAUGUAGCUCUGUUGUGUACCAAUGCAUCCCCAACGCUGAGGCCUACAAUGUCUCAAGUUGUAAGCAUGCUUGAAGGUCGAACGGCCAUUCAAGACCUUCUUUCUGAUCCUGGGUUUUCAGCCAUCAACUCAAAAUACAAGGCUAUAAGAAAUCACUUCUGGCAGCAGAACCCAAGCCAGACCCAUAGCCUGUCUACAAAUGAUCCUUAUACUGAUUCCUCAAAUUCAUAUAUAGACAUAGAAGAGGCUGAUCGUAUUUUAAGAGUUAGUUUAGUAGAAUCCAAUUCACAUUCACAUGUAGAAACGAAAGAGGAUGCCAAUCUUUUAACAGUUGCUUCCGUAAACUCCAAUUAGUUGUUAAUCCUGUAUAUCAUAUAACUUCAUAAAUGUAUAAUAGUAGUGGGAAAAGUUCCACUGUUAUA
Hevea brasiliensis (rubber tree) is the source of this 3386-nucleotide messenger RNA. Its product is annotated as probable LRR receptor-like serine/threonine-protein kinase At1g07650. The record is from RefSeq and is a predicted model, not a curated record. Gene Ontology annotation, molecular function: protein kinase activity; ATP binding; protein binding. Gene Ontology annotation, biological process: protein phosphorylation. The coding region runs from base 178 to 3318 and encodes 1046 amino acids. NCBI's taxonomy places the organism in Eukaryota, Viridiplantae, Streptophyta, Magnoliopsida, Malpighiales, Euphorbiaceae. The transcript has 24 exons.